GGCAAUCUACUUGCGUCUACUGUUUAUCAGGGAUUCAAAUACAGAAAAUCAACUGCUUUAUAAUGAACAACCUUUAAACCAAAGAUGCGUCAUGAGUACUUGUGUCUUAUCUUGUUUUGCCCUUUAUAGACUUCCCUUUCAACCCUGGACUUCACAUCUGUUGCACGUUUCGUUUAGUCAAAGAGUUCAACAUGUCCGCUGUCUGGGUGCUCUUAUGUUGUCUGCUUUUCAAAGAAUCACUUGCGCUGUCAGGGAACUUUUGGCACAUCACGGACCUCCAUUGGGAUCCAACAUACAAAGUGAGCGAUAAUCCUGAGCUGGUGUGCGCAUCCAGCGGUAAUAGACCUGCAGUCAGUGCGGGUAAAUUUGGAGACUAUGUUUGUGACUCGCCAUGGGACCUCAUCAACUCCUCGGUGUAUGCAAUGAAGAAUAUUCUACCAAAUCCGGACUUCAUCGUAUGGACGGGAGAUGACACACCACAUGUACCCAAUGAGGAUCUGGGAGAAGAGGCAGUGUUGAGUAUUGUUGGCAACCUUACUCACAUCAUAAAGGCUGUGUUUCCAGGCACUAAAGUGUACUCUGCCUUGGGCAACCAUGACUACCACCCCAAGAGUCAGCUUCCUGCUGCCCCAAACCACAUGUAUAACCAAAUAGCAGACAUGUGGCAUGACUGGCUGGAGCCAUCUUCCAAAGAAGCAUUUAAAAAGGGUGGAUAUUACACAGAAAAGCUGCUGAAUCGACCCGGUUACAGGAUGCUGGUGCUUAACACUAAUCUCUACUAUGACCAGAACAAGCUAACCCAGGACUUGGACGACCCGGCAGACCAGUUUGCAUGGUCGGAUCGGGUUCUUUCAGAGGCGGCCACCAACAAAGAGAAGGUGUAUAUAAUUGGCCAUGUUCCCCCUGGUUUCUUUGAGAAGAAAAGAAGUAAGCCAUGGUUCUUAUCAAAGUUCAACCGGCGAUACAUAGAGUUAAUUGAAAAGCAUCAUUCUGUCAUAAUUGGGCAAUUCUUCGGCCAUCACCACACUGAUAGCUUCCGCAUGUUCUACAGCACAGAAGGUUCCCCUAUUAGUACAAUGUUCCUCAGCCCUGGUGUCACCCCAUGGAAAACAUCACUUCCUGGAGUUGUGGAUGGUGCCAACAACCCUGGGAUUCGGGUCUUUGAAUACGACACAGACACUCUCCUGGUUAAAGAUGUGGUGACCUAUUAUCUGAAUCUCACUCACGCUAAUGCAGCCAAAGAUCGCUGGGAGAAAGAGUAUCGUCUGACAGAGAGUUUCAGAGUACCUGACGCCUCUCCUGCAUCGAUGCAUCAAGUCCUGGAGAGCAUAGCUAGUGAUCGCUGCUACCUACAGAAGUACUAUGAUUACAACUCUGUCAGCUACGACCUGACAAACUGUAACAGUGAGUGUCGUGUGGACCAUGUGUGCGCAGCAAGAGAGGUAGACUUUGACAAGUAUGAACACUGUCUGGUAAAAGAAGGGGCAGCUUCCAUUAAUGGCGGGCUGCUGCCUGCCCUCUCUGUGGCACUAACUUUGCUGUGGGUCGGUCUGUAAUGAUCAGCACCAUCACAGAUGUUGGAAACACGUUUGAAGAUGUGUAAAAACUCUUCUGGUUUGAAUUUAUUUUAACUCUAAUUUGUCUGACAAGCUGUUUCUACAAAAAAAAGUUGAAUUCUUUGACGAAAUUUUUCUAAACUGACAAUCCUGCAACACUGAAAAAGAGACUAUUUAUAAAUAUGUUAUAAUUUUCCCAUUUCUCAACUUUAACUACCAUACACAAAAUUCCAACUGCAAUGAGGGAUGCUUUCAGCAAUGCAGGCAUCCGCAUCAUAUGAGUGUAAGAACGCAGCUGAAUCAAGAUUGUUUUCGGAUUCACAACUUAAAAUGUGUAUGUGAAAUGAAGAAACAGUCUUUGACCUUUAAACAAGCAUUCACUGCACCGUGAAGCCCAAUGUGACAUGUAAAUAACAACACAUUUGAGUAAAAGGAGAAAUCAGCCCCAAUGAAUGAAUAUUUGUUUGAAAUAACAAUAAUCAAUAAUAAUAAUAACAAUAAUCCCUGGAUGUGUUUUCACAUUUCAAAUCAUGUGACAGCUAUACGUGAACCAAGUUGUAUUUUAGAUGUAAUUAAACAGAAGGGGAAAAAAAACAACCUUUGGCUUCAGUAAUCUUUGGUGACCGCAGUUUAUUGGCACUGGUUGAACACUUCACUUACAGCUCGUUGAAAAAUUUGUAUUGUUGUAUUCUACUUGUAACUGUGACUUUCUAAUACAUAUCCAGACUUUUGAAACUGUCAGACUUUACAGUAUUUAUUUAUCCAGAGAUCACCACCUCGUGUAAUUAGGACUGUUUUAUUAGCUGAAGUGUUGUUGACAUCAGUGGUUCCACAACAAUAAAUGUGUUUCAGUCAA
Molecule: messenger RNA, 2412 nt
Organism: Mugil cephalus (flathead mullet)
Lineage: Eukaryota; Metazoa; Chordata; Actinopteri; Mugiliformes; Mugilidae
Gene: smpdl3b
Product: sphingomyelin phosphodiesterase acid like 3B
Exons: 8
Coding region: 192-1556 (454 amino acids)
Biological process (GO): sphingomyelin catabolic process
Molecular function (GO): sphingomyelin phosphodiesterase activity
Source: RefSeq, a predicted model, not a curated record